Messenger RNA from Cyphomyrmex costatus, 2355 nucleotides. RefSeq names its product pre-mRNA-splicing factor nucampholin (gene ncm). The record is from RefSeq and is a predicted model, not a curated record. Lineage: Eukaryota; Metazoa; Arthropoda; Insecta; Hymenoptera; Formicidae. Gene Ontology annotation, molecular function: RNA binding; protein binding. The transcript has a single exon. Gene Ontology annotation, cellular component: catalytic step 2 spliceosome. Gene Ontology annotation, biological process: mRNA splicing, via spliceosome. Bases 109 to 2355 code for a protein of 748 amino acids.
UGCGAGUACACGAUCGUUGAAAAUUCGCCCAUUAAUUAAAGAAGAAGAAGAGUUGAAAAUUCACGAAGCUGUUGUGGCGGAGACAAUUUAAGGUUAUACAAGUUCAGGAUGAAGAGAUCGCACUCGCGAAGAGACGAAGACGAGGAUAAGGAACGUUCUCGUAAGCGCAAAGACCACAAACAUAACGAUUCCAAAGAGUUAAAGCAUAACGGCGAUCAUAGGAAUUCCAGGCUGCACGAUGAUCACAGGAGUUCCAGACGCAAUGACGAGCACAGGAACUCUAAACGGGACGACAGCUACCGCGGUUCUAAGCGCGAUGACGAUCAUCGGAGCUCCCGACGCGACAAUCACAGAGAUCGUAGGUACACCGACGAUCUUAGGGACAGCGACGGUGGAGCAGCUGGGAAGAGGAAUUCAUCACAGGAGGAGAUCGGUAGCAGGUAUUAUGGAGAACCGGAUAAAGCGCGAGAGAACCCUGAGAAUGCCAAACAGAAGCGGACGGUAGAUCUUCUGACCUCGAGGACGGGAGGCGCGUACAUCCCACCUGCCAAAUUGCGUAUGCUCCAAGCAGAAAUCACUGAUAAGUCAGGAGCUGCUUAUCAACGUAUUGCCUGGGAAGCAUUAAAAAAAUCCAUUCACGGAUACAUCAAUAAAGUAAACACCAGCAAUAUCGGAAUCAUAACACGGGAGCUGCUGCGUGAGAACAUUGUCCGAGGUAGAGGCCUGUUGGCACGAUCUAUCAUUCAGGCACAAGCUGCGUCUCCAACAUUCACUCCAGUUUACGCAGCAUUAACAUCUAUAAUCAAUUCCAAGUUUCCUAACAUAGGCGAGCUAGUGCUGAAGCGACUUGUUCUGCAAUUCAAACGUGGAUUCAAACGGAAUGAUAAACCUUUGUGCAUAUCUUCAGGAACUUUUAUAGCGCAUUUGGUUAACCAGCGUGUGGCUUAUGAGAUUAUCGCUUUGGAAAUCUUGACUCUACUGCUGGAGACGCCAACCGACGAUUCCGUUGAAGUAGCCAUAGCGUUUUUGAAGGAAUGUGGUAUGAAAUUGACAGAGGUUUCACGAAGGGGUAUCGAGGCUAUCUUUGAAAUGCUCAGGAACAUAUUGCAUGAAGGACAAUUGGACAAGCGAGUCCAGUAUAUGAUAGAAGUUAUGUUCCAGAUCAGGAAGGAUGGAUUUAAGGAUCAUGAGGCUGUACCCGAAGAACUGGAUCUUGUGGAGGAAGAACAUCAAAUUACUCAUUUGAUAAGAUUGGAUGAUGAGAUGGAAGCACAAGAUAUAUUAAACGUAUUCAAGUUUGACGCGGAUUAUCUUGCUUCCGAAGAAAAAUACAAGCAGUUGUGUAAAGAAAUUCUUGGCUCGGACGUCAGUGACUCAGAGGGCGAUGACGAAGAUGGGGAAGAGGAAAGCUCAGACAAUGACAGCAGCAUGGAACAGAUCGAGGGAAAGGAAGGAGUGAUUCUUGAUAAUACAGAAACAAAUCUGACUGCACUUCGACGGACUAUAUAUCUGACUAUACACUCUUCGCUCGAUUUCGAGGAAUGUGCACAUAAAUUGAUGAAAAUGCAACUGAAACCUGGACAGGAGGUUGAACUGUGUCAUAUGUUUUUAGAUUGUUGUGCGGAAAUGCGGACGUAUGAGAAGUUCUUUGGCCUCUUAGCCGGUCGGUUUUGCGCUAUUAAUAAAAGAUAUGUAACACCAUUCGAGCAAAUUUUCAAAGACUCCUAUCACACAAUACACCGCCUUGACACGAACAAGUUGCGAAAUGUGUCAAAAUUCUUUGCACAUUUACUCUUUACAGACUCUAUAUCGUGGAGUGUACUUUCGUGCAUAAAACUGAAUGAGGAAGACACCACGAGUUCCAACAGAAUAUUUAUCAAGAUCUUGUUUCAGGAACUCUCCGAGUACAUGGGUUUGGCGAAGUUGAACGAACGGGUUAAGGACAUAACAUUGCAGGAGGUGUUUGAAGGACUGUUUCCUAGAGAUGAUCCGAAGAACACACGUUUUGCAAUCAACUUCUUUACGUCGAUCGGCUUGGGUGGCUUGACAGACGAUUUGAGAGAGCAUUUAAAGUCUCAUCCAAAGCCAGUUGCUGUGCCGCCAUUGAUUACCAAGGAAGAACCCUUGAGUUCUGAUGAGUCUACCAGCUCGUCAUCCAGCUCCAGUUCGUCUAGUUCGACGUCAACGGAUUCUUCGUCAUCGUCAGAGGAUGAAAUUUCAGUAAAAAAGAAGAAAAAGAAAAUGCUGCAAAAACGAAAAGAAAAUAAAUCGAAAUCGAGAGACAAAAAGGAAGAAAAGACUAAGAAAAUACACAGUAAGAAGAAGAAAAGCAAGACGUCGAAAAGAGACAAAUAA